Scleropages formosus (Asian bonytongue) is the source of this 3741-nucleotide messenger RNA. RefSeq names its product cadherin related family member 2 (gene cdhr2). Lineage: Eukaryota; Metazoa; Chordata; Actinopteri; Osteoglossiformes; Osteoglossidae. Gene Ontology annotation, biological process: multicellular organism development; cell migration; homophilic cell-cell adhesion. The record is from RefSeq and is a predicted model, not a curated record. The coding region runs from base 1 to 3723 and encodes 1240 amino acids. Gene Ontology annotation, cellular component: catenin complex; plasma membrane. The transcript has 29 exons. Gene Ontology annotation, molecular function: calcium ion binding; beta-catenin binding; cadherin binding.
AUGGAAGACCUUCAGAUUGAUGAAUAUGCGUUUGCCAUUAUAGCAUCAGAUCCUGAAGGCGAUGAAUUAACUUACUUCAUCACAGGCCAAAACGCUUAUUACUUCAACGUAGAUGAAAACACCGGAAAUGUAACUGUACGGUCUGAAAUGGACAGAGAGACCUCAAAAACUGUUACCAUAAUUUUGGAAGAUGCCAAUGAUAAUCACCCUGUGUUUAAUCCCCCUUCAUAUUCUGUGGUUGUUCCAGAGAACACCUCAGUGAACACUCUCCUCUUUCAGGUGUCAGCCACUGAUGCAGACAUUGGAUUAGCAAAGACCACUGUUUACAAAAUUGACAGCGUUGUACCAAGUAGUGGCUUUGACCUGUUUUCCGUUUCUGAAACAACCGGUCAAGUUAAACUAGAAGGACAAUUAAAUUCUACAAGUAAAAGCAGCUUCUAUCAGAUAAAGUUCAAUGCAUCGGACAAAGGUGGCAUGCUUAAUGGAGAAUAUGUUGUUCAAUCCAACGUGGCAUUUGGCUCAAUCACCGUCAUCGAUGUUCCGGACCUUGACCCACAGUUCAUAAACCUUCCCUAUUCAGUCACUGUCAAUGAACAUACACCUGUGGGCACCAGUGUGUUUCAAGUGCAAGCUAUAGAUCCUGACACAUGGGUUAAUGCCAAAAUUGUCUACAGCAUUCAAGAUACAAAUGUACCUGACCUGUUCAUGAUAGAUGAAAAUACUGGAGACAUAUUUGUCAAAAAAAUAUUUGAUAGAGAAGAAUUUUUGGAUAUUAAUGCUGUUGUUACUCUCAGAGUGAUGGCCCAGGAAACCACAAUAAAUGUUCAUGGAGUAUUUGCCAAUACACUGACCAACGUGGAGAUCACGAUAGGAGAUAUUAAUGACAACAAGCCUGAAUUUUACGACUGUACGGCUCAACCUUGUGUUCCAACAACCGUCUUUAUUGGCUACAUCGAUGAACACUCUCCCCCGGGCGAGCCUGUGAACGGACUCAACAUUCUGGCUGAAGACAGUGAUGAGGGAUCAAAUUCCAGGUUCACCUUAAAGCUGGCUGGACCAGACAAAGAUGCCUUUACAGUGUUUCCACAAUCUGUUACAUCCAAUUCUCAAGUGGAAAUUCAAGUCAGAAACUCAAAAGAUGUUGACUAUGAAGCAAAUAAAACUAUGAUAGUGAAGAUUGUUGCCACCGACAGUUCCAACACAUAUUGGCACUCCACGGCCACUGUCACCAUCGAGAUCAACGAUAUCAAUGACAACAGCCCCGCAUUCCAGCAUGAGAUAAACAAUUUAGAGGUUGAAGAACACAGCUCAAAUGGAUACAUUAUAGCAACUAUCACAGCAACAGAUCCAGACACUGCAGAUGUGGACAACAUUACAUACAGGCUUUUACCACAGAACAUCCACAAGUACAUUGAUGUUCAUCCAAAGAAUGGCAGCAUUCAUGUGGUGAACGACACGCUGCUGGAUCGGGAGGUCAUUCCCUCUAUUACGGCAACUUUAGACGCAACAGACAGCGACAACAAAUUGGGAAGAACCAUCUUGGUGAUCACACUCCUAGAUAUAAAUGAUAUGACACCAUACAUACCCAGAAAGACAUAUGAUGAAUAUACGUCAGAAGGACCAAAAGGGAAAGUAUCAGUUACAAUCCAGGCUACUGACAGGGAUGAAGAGGGAACUGAUAACAGCAGGAUCCAAUACAAUAUUAUUGACACAGAGUUCAGUGACAACUUCACCAUUGAUAAAGACACUGGCUUAUUACAGAAUAAAGGACCACUAGACAGAGAGGCCAUUAACAUCUCACUGAAUGGGGAAAUCCGGCUAAAUGUGACGGCUACAGAUAUGGGGGUAGAACAGAAAUCCACAGAUGUGAUGGUCAUAAUUACUGUAGAGGAUAUCAAUGACAAUGCACCCCAGUUUGGAAAUAAAUCUUAUGUCUUCACUGUCAAGGAAAGUGAGAUGGGAGCGUUUGUAGGCUCAGUAUUUGCAGAUGAUGCGGACCAAACUAUGACGAACAAUCGUAUCUCUUUCCGCAUUACGGAUGGCAGCUUUGGAAAUUUUCUUGUCAUCACCUCAGCAGCAGAAGAUGGCAGUGGCUACAUUGGCAAUAUAUCUGUGGACCGUGAUGUUGAACUAGAUUACGAGCAAGGAAGAAGGUCAUAUAAUCUCAAAAUUGAGGCCACUGAUAUGGUGAGCACAGACCUAGCUGAUGUGAAAGUGAUUGUACUGGAUGUAAAUGACGAGCGGCCAGUUCUUCCCAAAGAUUUGACACUGCAUGUGCCUGAGAACACUACAGGCCUAGGGGAGGUGGGCAAGAUUGAAGCACAGGACCCCGACACCAACAGCUCUCUCAUCUACGAGUUACUCUCCAUGCAGUGCCAUUGCAACGGCACUGUGGGUCCCUGUGAUGAAGAAUGGUUCACACUGGAGUCCACAGGAGCCAUAAUAGUUAAUGAGGAUUUCGUAAUUGAUUACGAAACAUGUGACCAGGUUAAACUGGAAGUACACGUGGUGGAUGUCUUUACUGAGAAAGGAGAGAAUCACAGUGUCGCAGGUUAUGUGACAAUCAAUAUUGAUGACAUCAAUGACAAUGCUCCAACUUUCAUAAAAUCUGAUGGAGUCUUUGUUGCGCUCAGUGAAAACACCCAGCAAGGGACAUCCGUGGCCCAUGUUUCAGCAACUGACAGGGAUUCUGGAAACAACAAGUUGAUCAAGUUUGAAGUGCUGUCAGUACAAUUUAUCGACACUAAUAAUGACCAGAUGCAAACAGACAAACUCUUCAGCGUGGAAACAACAGCAGUGCAGGAUAUUUAUAGAGGAGAUAUCAGGUGCCUUGGAAGUCUGGACGUUAGCUUAAGAGGAAAGUACCUGGUAACAGUUGAAGCAAAAGACACUGGAAACCUUGCAACAGCAACUCACAUAGAGAUUUACACAAUUGACAAAUCUUACCGUGUUGGCCUUCGUUUUGAAAACUCAGUGGAAUAUGUCAGUUCAAAUCUGGCUGAAAUUAUUAGGGCUCUUUCAGGAGCAACUGGAGCAAUUGUUCACAUUUUGGAGGUGGUGGCUGAAAGUACCAAACAAAGAGCAACAGAGAUAACGCUUUUGGAGGCAUAUUUCAUAUAUCCCAAUGGAAGUGCACUCGAUUCUAACAGUGUGGAAAGAAUGCUGCAAGGUGACCUAUAUUUUGGUGGUAUACUGGGGAAACACGGCCUCACAUACAUUGAGUUGGGUGGCACAGAGAAAAAGGAUGUUGAUCCUGUGUUCCUUAUUUUACUCAGCUUGGUAGCUGGUCUGGUUAUCGUAUUGAUGAUUAUGAUAACGUCACUUGUGUGCACUCAGAGGAGCUACAAGAGAAAGCUGAAGGCAGCCAAAGCCAUGAGCACAGCUGCCAUGAGGACAGAGAAUCAAACAUCUGGAGUAGUAGUGCCUGGUACAAAUAAGUACACCAUGGAAGGAGCAAACCCUGUGCUGAAUAUGAACAUUGACGCCUCCACAGACCUGGGCUUCGAUGAAGAAGCUUCCAGUGAUGAUAAAAUGAGCCUCAACUCCUUGGACUACAACAUGGAUACGAACAUUAUGGACAAGGAUGAUAUGCAAAUGAUGGUGAUCCAGGAGGAGGACGAAGAUGACGACUACAUCGAGCCACUCAGUGCUGCACUGGCACAACGAGGCAAGAAUAAGAUGGAACCAAUGAGGGGCACGCCAGCACCCGUCCUGAACUGGUGAUCCCCAUCAGGCCCUGAC